Messenger RNA from Liolophura sinensis, 6126 nucleotides. RefSeq names its product tuberin-like. Bases 37 to 5532 code for a protein of 1831 amino acids. Gene Ontology annotation, biological process: regulation of cell cycle; regulation of small GTPase mediated signal transduction; negative regulation of phosphatidylinositol 3-kinase/protein kinase B signal transduction. Lineage: Eukaryota; Metazoa; Mollusca; Polyplacophora; Chitonida; Chitonidae. The record is from RefSeq and is a predicted model, not a curated record. Gene Ontology annotation, molecular function: GTPase activator activity. The transcript has 37 exons. Gene Ontology annotation, cellular component: nucleus; cytoplasm; TSC1-TSC2 complex.
CAGAUCUUUGGAAUGGCCAGCCAAAAAUCCUAAAAUAUGUCCAAGCAGCCUGCGAGGGGAGAUGAAAACUUGAAAGAUCGUUUAAAAAGCUUCCUAGGAAUUAGUAGACCGACUGUGCCGAAAAACGUUCACAUCAGAACUCAAGCCAGAGACUACGUCUUCACGCCAGACCUGCUGAAGGAAAUAAGCCCAGAAAGUCCUGCAAACAAUCGAAUAAAAACUAUCAAAGAACUGUGUGAUGUCCUGUUGAAAAAAAGACUGAAAGAUGGAGCUGUUGAAGCAUUGUGGCUGAGUGUGAGGGACCUGAUUCAACCCCAGGUCCCUGCUGAAAACAGAUAUGUGGCUUUAUCAUUUCUACACUGCUUGAUAGAGGGACAGUACUCUCAACUGGGAAUCAUGAGGUCUCAUUUCUUUCAUGUCAUAGAAGAGUUGACCAAACCGGAAGAUCUGAACUAUAGGCUGGACUUGUUUAAUAUUCUGACAGAGAAUGGGAAAGACCUGCAGUACUUUGAGGAGGAUGUUGGCCCAUUUUUGCUGGCGUGGAUGCCAGAAGUAAUGAGGGUGGGCAAACAGAGUGACUUCCUGAAGCUCUUGGUCAAUGUCAUCAAGUUCAAUGCAGCUUACCUAGAUGAGGAGAUUGUGGGAAAAUUAGUGCAAAAUACCUGUGUGGUUAUUAAUCAAACACGAACUGAGGAUGACAUCAAGUAUUGCCUGGAUGUCCUUGACACAGUUGUGUGCUACAGUUAUCUCCCCUCUAGUAGUCUCUACCACUUUAUUGCCUCCCUCUGUAGAGUUGUAAAUAUGCCUAAGUUCUGCGAGGGCAGCUGGGAGCUCAUGCGUAAACUACUGGGUACACAUUUGGGACAUAGCAGUAUUUACACCAUGUGUCGUAUUUUGCAGGACAGACGCCAGCCAGUUGACAGUAUUCUAGUUCGUGGUGCAGUGUUCUUCAUUGGGAUGGCAUUGUGGGGAUCAAGAAGAGUUACCUCCCUAAAGCAUACCCCAUCUUCUGUUCUGCCAUCGUUCAAACAGGCAUUGCCAUGUAACAACACAAUGGUGGCUUAUGAGAUCACCCUGUCAAUUCAGAGGCUGGUUAAAAAGUAUGGUAAAGACUUGCAGGUAUCCUCAUGGGAUGUUAUUUUGGAUAUAGUGGAAGCCUUACUCAAGCAUGUGGAGAGUCACUCAUCAGCAUCCUUAGACCCCAGAAUGCCCUCAGAACUACAUGACAUCCUGACUGAAGUGGAGAAGCUCAAUGAGCAGGGGCAGUUCAUGGGAUCUGUCUCUCGUUUCUUCCACAUUGUUGAACUUUGUGCAACAAAACGACCAGAGAGUUCUGUAAUAAUGCUGGUGUCUUAUCAUGCUCAGUCUGUUCAUCCGGGGAAAGAGAACUGGAUCUCUAACCUGUACAACAUUAUUGACAAAUAUUUCAGACAUGAGAUAAGAACAAGUAUAAGAAAGAAAGCGUUGGAUGUUUUGUCAUUUGUUUUAAGCACCAACAAGCAUAUCUAUGAGGAUGACCUGAUAGAGAAGGUGGUGCUGCCUCACUUAUGUCACAUUGAGACUGACCCAGACCCUCAAGUGAGGAUGGUUGCCACGGAAAUACUGGUCUGCCUGGCUCAGAGCUGCUCAACACAAAGGUGUCUUGAUCUACUCAUGAUUGUGGAGAAGGUGUUGAACAAAUCUUUAGUAGCCACCGUAACAGUGAAUGGUCCCAGUGUUGGGGAGAGUUCUGAACUGAGUCUACCCCGCAGUGAGGAACAUCUAAUUGACACGAAAACUGCUGCUGUGCAGCUGAUAGACAUGUUCAAGGCAAAGUUAUAUCUGAUGCCCUCAACCCACUGCCUCAAAGUUUAUGACCUUUUGAUAGGUCACUUGAAGAAACACUAUGAUCACAAUUAUCUUUCUGUCACUGCUAAUAGUAUUCGACAGUUGAUAAUGGAGUGUUUGCUACAACUACGAGCUGAUCAUUUGCACCGUCUUGGAUUACCUGGUAAAAAGAAGGAUGGGCGAAUCUGGUACAGCCCUUAUGUAGUGUGUUUGACCAGUGACACUGGGGAUAAGGGUGGCCCUUCCAGCCCUCCCGUGGGUUCUCCCACCUCUUGGUCCAGCUGCAGACCUACUAUCAUAGACUACACAGAGGCCUUCAACCUCUAUAUUACAUGCCUGGAAAAGGAGCAUGAUUGGGGAGUGUUAAAACUGCUGCUAGAGAAGCUACCAUUGGCUCUGCAAAACAAGACCAUCAUUCUGUCAGGACACCAGCACCAUGUCAAUGUGAUUUGUCAAAGACUCUGUGCCAUGGUGAGUGAUCGGCAGUCUGGUUACCCAGAGAAGUUUCACAACCUGCCCUCUAAGUUCACUCGCUCAGACUUCCAUGCCUAUGUCUUUCCUGUGCUGGCUUGUAUGGUUUCCUACUACAACUACCUGGACAGAAAUGGACAGCGGGAUCUGAUAGAGUGCCUGGAGUUUGGUCUGGUAUCUAAGUGUGCCAAGGUGUGUGUGAACGCUCUCCGACUGUGCACCCUGGAGAUGCAAGAAGUGAUGAUGAGGCUCCUGCCCUCUGUCGUUCUGCGCCUCUCCAAGAUAUCAGCCACUGUCUCCAUGGCCAUCCCUGUGCUGGCCUUCCUGUCCAGCCUGGUGAGGCUGCCAAAGCUUUAUGCCAACUUUGUUGAAGAUCAGUACAUGAGUGUAUUUGCCAUAGCUUUACCAUACACUAAUCCCUUCAAGUUCAGCCACUACACCGUCUCUCUUGCUCAUCAUGUGAUAGCCAUGUGGUUUAUCAGGUGCCGCCUGCCAUUUCGCAAAGAAUUUGUCAAGUUUAUUCAUAAGGGAUUGAGAGCAAAUGUACUGCUGAAGUUUCAGGAAAACUCCAAUUCCAAUCUGCAGUUGUUGAAUGAAGAUUCCAGUGAAAGGGGUAGAACCUCCAGUUAUAAUGAGGCUGCAUUAAGACGUAGGAAGCGCCACCCAUCAGGUCCAUCUAUGAGCUCCCGCCUCACAAUGGCCCCAUUUGUAGAUGAGAAGGUCACGCAGUUUCACAUCGAGCUGACAGAGACCUGUACAGACAUGAUGUCCAGAUACACCUUUGGCAACUUCUCCACCAUUCCUAAAAGAUCACCAGUUGCUGACUUUUUGUUGACUGGUGGCCAAAGUCAGACAUGGUUGCUUGGCAACAAACUGAUCACCGUGACAACCAGUGGAGGUGGAGUAAAGCCUGGGCCGCAAGGACUGUGUGAGAAGUGUCUAGCUGUGUGCAGAUCUCCGGAUACAGAACCUGUCAAGUCAGUCAGCGACACAACUUCUAACAAGCGAAGACGACACAGAUCUGCUGCCUGCAGUCGAAGUGUCAGCACACUAGAACCCACUCACGUGUCCAGCCAGGAUGACAUUAAUGUACGAGGAAGCAGCAAGUAUGAAGAUGACCUUCAUCUCCUUGAUGACGACAAUGUAACACCUGUGUUCGCAGGUCACGAUGAUGUUGGGGUUCAAACUGGUCGAUCAUUGACAGAUCAUUACAAUACAUCAGAAACCAUGGAGACUUACUUACUGAAUCUGAGAGGUCAGAGUUCUAACAGGCCAGUGUUGCCCCCUCAGUUGUGUAACUGUUGGUGUACAGGCUGGGCUGAGGUUUGCGUGAGGUCCCCGAGUGGGGUCACCUCCUGGAUGAUGAGGGUCCAAAAUGACCCCAGCAUCUUCUCAUCAACAUUAGAACUCUCACUGGACGACAUCUCUCAGCUGUUCUCUCCAUAUCAAGGAAAAGCCAAAGGUUAUGACGCUGACAGCAUGGGGAUGAUUGACAGCGAAAGUCUGGAAGAGGAAGAGUAUGAGUCACUGUAUGAGAGCAACUUCCCUUCUGUGUUCAAUGACAACGCCUGUAAGCGACAGGAAAGCCAGCCAUUUGAAGUUGACCUUGAUCGUACCCUUGAAAUGGACCCAACUGACUCAGUGGAGACAAUGAAGGAUUGUAAACAAGAGUCUGGAGAAGAUGGCUUAGUGACCAGUGUGAGUCUGAGGAAGAGUAACUCCUCCCCCUCCAUACUGGGUUCCUGUGAUGGCUCCUCUAACAAAGACUCAGGAAGCAGUGACAAUUUUGACAUCACAGAGAAGAUUAGUGAGCACACAGUGCUGCAGCCGCCGACUGUGGUGAAGACAGACACACAGCUGCUGGAAGAGAUCAAACUGAACGCUUACCUGGACACAGAGGUGACAAUGGGCAGGAUAAGUUCUGAGACAUCAUUACCUGCCAUCGAAGAGGUCACAUCUUCCAGUAAAUCCCCAGAAAAAACAUUGAGCAGGCCAUUGAGCACCACACCAGAGCAGUCCCCGUCAGCAUUCAGGCGUCUCAAGCGCACCCCACCCAAAGCUCAACCCCCAGAGAGUGAGGGGGAGCAAAAUACCCAUACGAGACGAGAUACCACGUUCACUAUAGGGGGUGAGGCAGAUCUACCAGACGGAAACAGUCCAUCGAAGGAGAGUCUCCAGCGGAGCCUGUCACAUGAGGGGGACGAAGAUGUAGGACAGCAUUCUCCUCCAAUGAGGAAAAACCGAGGCCACACGAUUGCAGUGAUGUCACCUGCUAAGUCAGAGCCCUCAGAGUCACGGCAAAAGACAACCCCUAGCAGAGAACCUCAGAGAGGCGGCACCAGUCCUGCCCAUGUUUUUCUACAACUCUAUCAGAGCUCCUCUUUUCAUGCUACAGUGGAGAGACCAAUAUUACUGCCAAACACUUCUAAUAUUAACAGGGCCAUGAAAAUGUUAGAUUUGAUAUAUCCCUAUGAGACUCACAAGAUUGGGGUGAUCUAUGUUGGACCUGGUCAGGCUAAUGACGAGACAGCAAUCCUGUCUAACUUGUAUGGCUCAGCACGCUAUGUACAGUUCCUGGAGGGCCUUGGGACAUUGAUCCGACUGAAAGACAUUGACCCAAACCAGACAUACAGCGGAGGCCUGGAGACAGGCGGCACAGAUGGACAAUUCACUUACAGCUGGCAAGACGAGGCCAUGCAUGUGAUGUACCAUGUGGCCACCUUGAUGCCCCUUAAGGACUCUGACCCCAACUGCAAUGAGAAGAAGAGGCACAUUGGCAAUGACUUUGUCACCAUUGUCUACAAUGAGAGUGAAGAAGAGUAUAAGAUAGGUACCAUCAAGGGUCAGUUCAACUAUGUGAAUAUUGUGAUAAAACCACUGGACUAUGAAAGUAAUGCUGUCACUCUUCAGGCUAAAGAAGUGGCUCAUUACAGUCUUACCACAGAUAUUGCAGACAUCUUAGGUCACACGGAUACCAAAAUAAUCUCUGAUGCUAACCUGGGACUUCUGGUCCGCCAGAUUGCAAUGCAUUGUAACCUGGCGUCGAGGAUUUUACAACGACAAAACUCUGAACCCCAGGACCCCUUCGCCUCUAACUGGUUAGAGCGGCUCCGUCAAAUCAAAAGAAUUAAAACAAAGAUCUUGAACGAAGCCAAGGAUGUGACCGGCCAUGACCCAGACGCAAGGACGAAAGGCAAAGUCACUACAAUAGAGGAUUUCACCGACUACGUCUAGCAUCCAAGGGGAAGUGAGCCUGUUAAUAGUCGGUAAAUGUGUCGUUGUUAGCUUUCGGUAAUUCCCUUAUUUCCCUAUCAGUAUUUCCGGCUAUUAUAUAUAAUACUGUAUUUUGUAUGGCCAACGUUUUGCUAGUCUAUAAAUUGCAAGUUUUUAUGGAUUUUCCCUAUUAUUUCCACAGUGUCACAGGUUUAUCCAAGUUGUUAUUAUCAUAAUGGCACAAUAACUGUUGUUUACAUGUAAUGAAAUGUGUAAAACCAGAAAUAGUUCGAGAGAACUGUCAGAAUUAAUUUCAGAAUUGCAGAGAAUCUAGAUGAUGAAUAUAUAUCCCCAAAUAUUGAAAACUGGGAGACAUUUAGCGUCGUACUCAACUUUUAUCACUCGGAUUUUUUUAUUUUUAUUAAUAUUAUUAUUAAUAGUGAGAGUUGCUCACUAAUAUUAUUAUUAAUAAUGCACAAGAUGCAUAGAUAUUACACAUUCGUAAAAAUGUUGCCGAAAAUGCUUUGAUUUAUUCGGUAACCUGUUUAUACAUGUAUAUAGGCGAGAUUUAAUGAAAUCCAUGUUUAAUAAUAUAAUGAAAAUUCUGAUCAUUAA